Protopolystoma xenopodis is the source of this 267-nucleotide messenger RNA. Lineage: Eukaryota; Metazoa; Platyhelminthes; Monogenea; Polystomatidea; Polystomatidae. The record is from the annotation of a GenBank genome assembly.
AUGUGUGUGUGUACUGAUGUCAGUGGACAGACGGAGCUGAGCAGGUCUGGGAAAAGAGUGGGCCGGCACAACAGGUGUCGGAAGGACCAGAUGCUGGGCUUCCAUCGGCCCAUUCGUCCGUCUCGCGUGCGUGGGCUGACAGUCGGUCGAACGGCCUCCCUUGGCCUCGGACGAGUGGGGCUAUGGAAACCGUCAUGUGAUGCAGAAAGAGAGAUAACCACCCACAGGAGGCAGGCACGAGCACAGGCCGAGUCGUCCGCACAUUAG